CGCUGAAAUUGUUGGCCAAACAGUAGAGCAUAUGGUGGCAAAAUUUCGAAGCGUUUGUCUUCUAUAAACACAUCACUGAUUUAUAUAUUUAAAUAUUAUAAAUAUAUUUAUUUGAAAUGAUUUAGAACCGUUAAUCGUUUACUACGUUGUAAUUCACGUUCGGUUGAUCGUACUUGCAGUAUUCAUAAUUUUCUGGAGAAAGAAUUAAGGAGCCAACAUGAGAUUCAAAAUGCAUCUGUUAACUGGAUCUUUCAUCAGGACCCUUAAUUUGUAUAACUUAAAGUAUUAUUCACGAACAACCAUGUUAAAUAACAAAGCUGAUCAAGAUUUAGAGAAUUGGAAAGAACUGCUUCAUAAUACAAUGCAAAUUAUUCCAAAUUUCAUCUCGACGAGCGAAGAAGAGUCUUUGAUCGAAGAAGUUGAUCCCUAUAUGAAAAGACUUCGAUACGAGGAAGCACACUGGGAUGAUGCAAUACAUGCUUACAGAGAAACAGAAAGGAAGGAUUGGAAUAAGAAGAAUGAAGAAAUAUUAAACAGGGUUCGUGCGACAGCUUUUCCCAAAGAAAUGCUUCAGCUUCCUUUGAUACAUGUUUUGGAUUUAGCAAGCGAAGGAUGGAUAAAGCCACACGUCGACAGUAUUAGGUUCUGUGGAGAAAUUAUUGCCGGCUUGAGUUUGUUAUCCGAUUGUGUAAUGAGAUUAACUAUGGUUGGACACGAAACAACGCACAAGGAUGAAUUUCUGUUACCCCAGAGAUCUCUGUAUAUAAUGAGCGGAGUAGCCAGAUACAACUACAACCAUGAAAUUUUAAAAAAUGAAGAAUCUUAUUUCGAAGGACAGCAUGUACCCAGAUCUAGACGUAUUUCAGUAAUAUGCAGAUGUCAUCCAAACAACAACGAAUAAUGCUCUAUUUAAUGUAUAUAAUUUGCCAUGUACAUAAUAUAAUGUAUAUAAUAAAUGCAAUAUGACUAGGAUUAUCCAAUUA
Molecule: messenger RNA, 983 nt
Organism: Megalopta genalis
Lineage: Eukaryota; Metazoa; Arthropoda; Insecta; Hymenoptera; Halictidae
Product: alpha-ketoglutarate-dependent dioxygenase alkB homolog 7, mitochondrial
Biological process (GO): DNA damage response; fatty acid metabolic process
Cellular component (GO): mitochondrial matrix
Source: RefSeq, a predicted model, not a curated record